This is a messenger RNA of Alnus glutinosa, 1460 nucleotides long. RefSeq names its product fatty-acid-binding protein 3, chloroplastic. Bases 221 to 1090 code for a protein of 289 amino acids. The record is from RefSeq and is a predicted model, not a curated record. Gene Ontology annotation, biological process: fatty acid metabolic process. Gene Ontology annotation, cellular component: chloroplast stroma. The transcript has 5 exons. Lineage: Eukaryota; Viridiplantae; Streptophyta; Magnoliopsida; Fagales; Betulaceae. Gene Ontology annotation, molecular function: intramolecular lyase activity; fatty acid binding.
UUUAAGGACAUAUGUGACUGUUAUAUAAAUUUUCACCGAACAGGUUUGUAACCUUUGUAUUUUUUGGGUAUCCCCCCCUCCCAAAGAAGACACUUUUAUGCUACAACUGGAUGAUAUUGCAACCAGUACGAUUGUUCGAAGAAGCUGAACCUUAUUUUACUUGAAUAAUAAGAAUCCAAUAAACAAUUGGAAAAUUGUUUCCCAGAAAUUACAAUUCAAAAUGCUCGGAGCAAUAGCAGUCUCCACUCCAGUAUGGCUUUCAGCACCAGCUCCUUCUAGAACCUGCAAUUCCAUUCCCAGAAUUUGCUUUCUGAGAAGAAUUCCGUGUCCAACAAUGUCAUUGUGCCAAACCCAGAAUUUUUCUCUCUUUUCUUCCACAUACCCUCUCCAUUUUUCUCCCUACAGAGACAGUAUAACACGGACCCAGUUCUCUCCAAAUGCUUCUUCUUCAUCCUCAGUUGGAACUGCAGAAUACACCGAGGAACCAACAACCAAUGUGAAGUUUCAAAGGUCUCUCAGUUUGCCAGGUUGCUCGGCUUCAUUGUCUUUGCUCGGAACUGGAUACAGGGAGAAAGUUUUUGCGAUCAUUGGUGUUAAGGUCUAUGCUGCAGGACUGUAUGUAAAUCUGUCUAUUUUAAGUCAAUUGAAUGCUUGGAAAGGGCAAUCAGCAGCUGAGAUUCAGGAGAGUCCGUCCUUGUUCGACUCAAUUUUUAAUUCUCCUUUUGAGAAAUCAUUACAGAUUGUUCUGGUUAGAGAUGUUGAUGGUAAAACUUUCUGGGAUGCCUUAGACGAUGCCAUCUCCCCACGAAUUAAAUCACCCGCUCCCAUUGAUGAAUCUGCUCUGUCCACAUUCCGUAGCAUCUUCCAAGGGCGACCCCUUAAGAAAGGAACUUUCAUAUUUUUGAGUUGGCUGGAUCCAUCCAAAAUGCUUGUUUGUGUCUCAUCAAAUGGGCUUCCAUCUAGUGUUGAUGCUGAGAUUGAGUCAGGGAACGUGACUCGCGCUCUUUUUGAUGUAUUUUUUGGAAAUGCACCUGUUUCUCCCUCCUUGAAAGAUUCUGUUUCCAAGGGCUUGGCAACAAUCCUGAAGUAGAUGCCAUGAGUUUGUUCCUUAAAUUACUUGUUUUUCAGAUAUACUGCAUGUAUUGCUUGAUUACUUGGGCUGCGGUCAAUCUGAUCAGCAUAUGUUGGCUGGGAAAUUGUUGUGGAAUUUGAAAGAAAAGGUACAUUCCUGAACCAUCAGAAUAAAUCUCACUAGAUUUGUGUAUUGGUAUUCUUUACUUUGUUCAUAGCCUUAGGCUACAUCAUGUUUGUCCUUGUGGCACAUUGAACUUCAACAAAUGUGAAAAUAAUGAUAGCAAACCAGUUUCCUAUAACAUCUAUAACGAUGCAAUAAAUGUGUUAAAUUAAUAGCUUUUGCUUGUAGAAAUUGUCAUUAAGAGAAGAUUAGCAAUCUGUUACAA